Carassius carassius (crucian carp) is the source of this 2517-nucleotide messenger RNA. RefSeq names its product myocyte enhancer factor 2ab (gene mef2ab). The record is from RefSeq and is a predicted model, not a curated record. The transcript is spliced from 11 exons. Bases 752 to 2056 code for a protein of 434 amino acids. Lineage: Eukaryota; Metazoa; Chordata; Actinopteri; Cypriniformes; Cyprinidae. Gene Ontology annotation, molecular function: protein dimerization activity; RNA polymerase II cis-regulatory region sequence-specific DNA binding; histone deacetylase binding. Gene Ontology annotation, biological process: heart development; positive regulation of transcription by RNA polymerase II; cell differentiation.
AAUAUUUUAUUUUUAUUCCAAUUAAAUUAGUAAAUAGAAAAUAGGCAUAUACAACUUGUAGGUAUUCCUGUAGCUCAAACAGGGAAUGCAUAAAUUGAUUUAAAAAAAAUGGUAUACCUUUUAUUGCUUGUUUGUGUUGCUUUUAAUAAAAGAGUCUGCCAGAAGCAUAAGUGUGAAAUACGAGAUGUAAAUUUGAAUGUACAAUCCUAAACAUGCAAGACACAAGAUGUAAAAGCAUUGCUAAAAUAUACAGUGUUGUUUAAUAGCACUGGCUCCUUCUUUGUUUCACUUAGACAGAGUUGAUAGAUCAUAUGUAAGGCAUCUCGUUGGUUGCCCUGGUAACUGGGGAGAUGAGCGGGAAGGUGUGAAAGUGCAGGAAUAUGGGUGUUGUUCCUUUGUCUUCCAUCAGAUCUCAAGAUCUGCCCCUUCACUGAGAAACAUCAGGCAGGAGAUUCUCUAAAAACAGGGCUUGGAGCCACUUUUUAGUUCUUCUGAGCUCCAGAAAUAGUUGGAGUGUUAUAUUUUUGAUCUUUUCUUAUAUUUCUUAGGAAGCAUUCUGAGUGAGGAGUAAAUACAAGGUAAAGGAAGUGUCUCUCUUGAAUGGAUAUUGCACUGAAAGGUUCUGGUGUGCUGAAGAAUGCAGAGAGGAGGUGUUUUCUUACGGCGCAGUAAAACCAAAACAUAAUCACAUCAUAAUCACUGAAGGGUAAAGAGGUUUUGGAUUUGCAAAGAGAGACAAAAGAAAGUGACAAUGGGACGAAAGAAGAUCCAAAUUACUCGCAUUAUGGAUGAGAGAAACAGACAGGUGACCUUCACAAAGAGGAAGUUUGGUCUGAUGAAGAAGGCGUAUGAGCUCAGUGUUCUGUGUGACUGUGAAAUAGCCCUGAUUAUCUUUAACCGCUCCAAUAAGCUCUUCCAGUACGCCAGCACAGACAUGGACAAGGUCUUGCUCAAGUACACCGAAUACAACGAACCUCAUGAGAGCAGAACCAACUCGGACAUUGUCGAAGUGCUGAACAAAAAGGAGCAAAGAGGUUGUGACAGCCCAGAUCCAGAAGCUUCAUAUGUCCUCACGCCUCACAUGGAGGAGAAAUAUCAGAAGAUUAAUGAAGAGUUUGACAAUAUGAUGAGAAAUCACAAACUUCCGUCUGCUCUGGGUCAGCAGAGUUACUCGAUACCGCUGUCUUUGCCCGUCACCAACCCCACCACGCUGUCCUACAGCACAGACAGCUCUCUGGACACCCCAGUGUCCCUCAGCGGGACUAACAUGCUGUCUCUGUCCUCCAACAACAGCACUGCAGUCAUGGAUGGCAUGCGAGUUUCCUCAGAAAUCUCUCUUCCAAACGGUGCGCACUCCAGCCAUGUGGCUAAUGGCUUUGUUGGCGGUUCAGAAGGAAACAGUAUGGGAAGAGUCGUUUCUGCAAAAUCUCAAGCAUCGUCUACAUCGGGCCGCAAACCUGAUCUCAGAGUGCUCAUUCCUCCAGUGUGCAAGGGCACUGCUUCUGCACUGCCGCCAGAGGAAGCAGAGGAACAUUUGAGAAUUGACAACUCUCAGUCCAGCCAAUCCCUGAGCACACCCGUGGUCUCCGUGGCAACCCCCAGUCUACAUCCCCAGGGCCUUGUGUACUCAGCCAUGACAUCAUCUUUCACUACAGAUUUUGCCUUGAGCAGUACAGAGCCUAGUUCUUUACAUAGCUUCAGUUCACCAGAUGCUGUCAUAUCAGAAACAGGAUCUUCAUGGAAACACAGUAAUCAUGGUCAGCCAGGCUUCAGUGCCCAGAGCAUCAAAUCAGAGCCCAUCUCCCCUCCCAGAGAGCGUGCCGGUCACUCGCUGUACCCCACCAAACCUCGGCCCGGCUCCGGACAAGAAGUGGGCCGCUCUCCUGCUGAGAGCUUCGGUUCUUCUGGUAGUUCAUAUGAAGGUAGCGACCGUGAGGACCAGCGGCUGGACUCUCACCCAGGCACCGCUACAUCAGGACAAAGAUCAUCACCAGAGACAGAGAGCCAGGAAGAUCCCUCAGUCAAACGCAUACGCACAGACAGCUGGGUAACUUAGAACGUCGUUUUAAAGUCACAUUUCAGAUAUGCAGUGUGCUGUUGUGCAACAAACACUAAGUACUGCUUUAGAAAUGUGAAGAGUUGUCCCUGAAAGGAAUAUACAAAGACAGUUAUUGUAAAUGAGUGUGUUCAAUUGUUUGUAUUGUUAUAGGAUUUUAUAUAUAUAUAUAUAUAGUAUAAGUAAUGAUGUGUAUGACACUGUUUUGUCAAUAGAGGGUUAACUUUGCUGCAUUAUUUGGAGUAUAUUAUUUUUUGCAAGCCAAAUUUUAUCUUUUGUAUUUUUUGUCUGAGUCCUCAAUCAAAGCCAUAUAAAUAUCGAUAGGGAUUUACUAUUUGCUGUCGUUUGGUGUAUGUAGACUUUACUGCCCUAGUGAUCAAAUGGAGUGCUUACUCGUCUGUCAAGUUUUAGGUGAACCUCAGGUAUCUGCGUUUCAAUCAUCAACUGGCAGCCAAAUGACA